CGCGCGGCCGAGCCCGGGGCCUGCAGCCGCCGCCGCCGCCGCCGCCGCCGCCAGGUGGUGUGUGGACACUAGACCAUGUGCCUAGGUAGUUUUUGCUUUCUCCGCAGCUCUGCUUCCCCAGCAACGCUCACCACGCCCUUGUUUUGAGAACCUCACGAAGGUACGACGUCCAGGCUGACCUGAGCUGGCCUCCAAGAGUUGAGAGUUUGGAUACAGAGCUCUUGCCACUGUCCAGCCAUGGGGGAUAUGAAAACCCCAGAUUUUGAUGAUCUUCUGGCUGCCUUUGACAUCCCAGACCCCACCAGCCUUGAUGCCAAGGAGGCCAUCCACACACCCAGCGAGGAGAAUGAGAGUCCUCUUAAAGCCCCAGGCAUGUGUAUGGAUGAGAGUCUGUCCUUGUCUCACUCGGGGUCAGCCCCAGACGUGCCGGCCGUCAGUGUCAUUGUCAAGAACACCAGCCGCCAGGAGUCGUUUGAAGCGGAGAAAGACCCCAUUGCCCCCAGCCUCCUGCACAAUGGGUUCCGGGGCUCAGACCUGCCUCCUGACUCCCACAACUGCGGGAAGUUUGAGUCCACUUUCAUGAAUGGAGGCAGUGCCAGGAGUUUUCCUGGCAAGCUGGAGCCCUCCAAGUCAGAGCCAUUGCCCACCUUCAACCAGUUUAGUCCAAUCUCCAGCCCAGAGCCUGAGGAUCCCAUCAAAGAUAACGGGUUUGGGACAAAGCCCAAGCACUCUGACAGUUACUUCUCACCCCCUCCUGGGUGCGGGGCUGUGGGGGGCCCAGUCCUGGAGGCUCUGGCCAAGUUUCCAGUCCCAGAGUUGCAUAUGUUCGAUCACUUUUGUAAGAAAGAACCCAAGCCAGAACCCCUGUCCUUGGGAUCCCAGCAAGAGCAGGAUAGAGGUGAGCAGAAGGCAGUGGAUCCUCACAAAGAGCUGGAUGCCCGGCGACUCUUUGGGGAAGCUUUGGAGUUCAACAGCCACCCUAGCAACAGCAUUACAGAGCCUAAGCAGCUUGCCCCAGAGCUUGGGACAUGCUCCUCAGUCCCCCCCAGGCAGCGCCUCAAGCCGGCUCAUUCCAAGCUGUCCUCUUGUGUUGCAGCCUUGGUGGCCCUGCAGGCCAAAAGAGUGGCCAGUGUCACCAAGGAGGAUUCGCCUGGCCACACAAAGGAUUCCUCAGGGCCUACUAAAGAGGGUCCCAAAGGCAGCCCCAAAAUGCCCAAGUCACCAAAGAGUCCCCGAAGCCCUCUGGAGGCCACUAGGAAAAGCGUCAAGCCAUCAGACAGCCCUCGGAGCAUUUGCAGUGACAGCAGCAGCAAAGGCUCCCCCUCAGUGGCUGCCAGCUCCCCACCAGCAAUUCCCAAAGUCAGGAUCAAAACCAUUAAGACAUCCUCGGGGGAAAUCAAACGGACCGUCACGAGGAUCCUGCCAGACCCCGAUGAUCCAAGUAAGUCCCCUGUUGGGUCACCUCUAGGGAGCACUGUUGCCGAGGUCCCAAGCGAGGUGCCAGGGGAUGAAGUCACGGCCCUGCCUGUGGAGGAGCACUUUCCUGAGCCUGGCACAAAUUCAGGGAGCCCCCAGGGUGACAAGAAAGGGGACGAAAGCAUGACAAAGGCCAGUGACUCUUCAUCUCCCUGCUCUGGGCCCCGGGUCCCUAAGGGGGCUGCCGUGGGCUCACAGCUGGGCAAGAAGCAACAGAGCACAGCGCUGCAGGCGUCUGCCCUGGGCCCAGCCAACCUCCUGCCCAAAGCCGUGCACCUGGCCAACCUGAACCUGGUCCCCCACAGCGUUGCCGCAUCCGUGACAGCCAAAUCCUCGGCACAGAGACGGAACCAGACGCAGCUCACGCAGAUGUCGGUGCCCCUGGUCCACCAGGUGAAAAAGGCUGCCCCGCUCGUGGUGGAGGUCUUCAACAGGGUCCUCCACAGCUCCAACCCCGUGCCCCUCUACGCGCCAAAUCUCAGCCCCCCUGCAGACAGCAGGAUCCACGUGCCGGCCAGUGGGUACUGCUGCCUGGAGUGUGGGGAUGCGUUUGCCUUAGAGAAGAGCCUGAGCCAGCACUACGGCCGGCGGAGCGUCCACAUCGAGGUGCUGUGCACGCUGUGCUCCAAGACGCUGCUCUUCUUCAACAAGUGCAGCCUGCUCCGGCACGCCCGUGACCACAAGAGCAAGGGUUUGGUCAUGCAGUGCUCUCAGCUGCUUGUGAAGCCCAUCUCUGCGGACCAAAUGUUCGUGCCGCCCCCUGCAAACUCCGCAGCACCAGCAGCCCCGGCCCCCGCUCCCUCCCCUAAGCCUGGCCCCACUGCUGGCAGUGCCAGCCCCCCUCCUCCAGCCUUGCCACUCUACCCAGACCCCGUGAGGCUCAUCCGGUACGGAAUCAAGUGUCCUGAAUGUCACAAGCAGAUGCGAGACUACAUGGUCUUGGCUGCACAUUUCCAGAGGACAGAAGAAGCCGAGGGGCUGACUUGCCAGGUGUGCCAGAUGCUGCUGCCCAACCAGUGCAGUUUCUGUGCCCAUCAGCGGAUUCAUGCACACAAGUCCCCCUACUGCUGCCCGGAGUGUGGGGUCCUCUGUCGCUCUGCCUACUUCCAGACCCACGUAAAGGAGAAUUGCCUGCACUAUGCCCGCAAGGUGGGCUACAGGUGCAUCCACUGUGGUGUCGUCCACCUGACCUUGGCCUUGCUGAAAAGCCACAUCCAGGAGCGGCACUGCCAGAUCUUCCACAAGUGUGCAUUUUGCCCCAUGGCCUUCAAGACUGCCGGCAGCACUGCGGAACACACCGCCUCCCAGCACCCCAGCCAGCCCCACAAGCCCUCCCAGCUCAUUUAUAAGUGCUCCUGUGAAACGGUCUUCAACAAGAAGAGGCACAUUCAGCAGCAUUUCUACCAGGACGUCAGGGAGGCACAGGCGAGCGUCUUCAAGUGCCCUGAGUGCCCACUUCUGUUCCUGCAGAAGCCGGAGUUAAUGCAGCACGUCAAGAGCACCCACGGUGUUCCCCGGAAUGUGGACGAGCUGUCGAGCCUCCAGUCUUCAGCGGACACGUCCUCGGGCCGCUCCAGCUCCCGCGUCCCCACCUCCGAGUCCCCAGCUGCUAGCGUGGCUGCCAGGGGCAGCUCCCUGCCCUCGGGCCGCUGGGGCAGGCCAGACGCCUAUCGCAGGGCUGAGGCCAGACCCCGGCUAAGGAGCACCGGCUGGACCUGCCAGGAGUGCCAGGAGUGGGUUCCCGAUCGGGAGAGCUACGUUUCCCACAUGAAAAAGAGCCAUGGUCGGACGAUGAAGCGGUACCCGUGUCGGCAAUGUGAGCAGUCCUUCCACACCCCCAACAGCCUGCGCAAGCACAUUCGCAACAGCCACGACACUGUGAAGAAGGUCUACACGUGCGGGUACUGCGCAGAGGAUAGCCCCAGCUUUCCCCGACCCUCGCUCCUGGAGAGCCACAUCAGCCUUAUGCACGGUAUCCGAAACCCUGAUUUGAGCCAGACAUCCCAAGUCAGACCCCCGGGUGGACAUUCCCCUCAGGUGAACCAUCUGAAAAGACCGCUCGGUGGAGCCGGGGACGCUCCAGGCACCAGCAAUGGCGUUACUGUCUCUUCUACCAAAAGGCACAAGUCCCUUUUCCAGUGUGCAAAAUGUAGCUUUGCCACAGACUCGGGGCUCGAGUUCCAGAGCCACAUACCUCAGCACCAGGUGGACAGCUCCACAGCCCAGUGUCUCCUCUGCGGCCUGUGCUACACCUCCGCCACCUCCCUCAGCCGCCACCUCUUCAUUGUCCACAAGGUGAGAGACCAGGAGGAAGAAGAGGAGGAGGAGGCGGCCGCGGCCGAGGUGAAGGUGGAGGCCGCAGAGCCAGAAGAGGGCUCCGGGGAGGAAGUGUCUGUGGAGACGCGAGAGAAUGGACUGGCGGAGGGUGCUGGUGAGCCUUUGUUGGUGGACACAGAGGCAAGGAGACCCGUGGGCCCGGCCCCAGAAGAGGACGCUACCCAAGAUGCUCAGAGCCAACCCCAGGCCUCUCAGGACCGCGACAGCCCUGCGCUCUCCCCUCAGGUGUGACCAGAGGCCCUGCAGUGUGUGCGCCUCCACCUGCCGUGUAGACCGUGGGGAGUAAAAGGCUCUGGCCCCAGUGUGAGUGUGGCCGGCUGUGCCCUGAGCUGCAGGUGCUGGGUGUCUCCAGCCCCACAAAAUGUGGGGUUGCUGGGGACCCUCUCGGCUCUGAAUUCGCUUCGGUUAUUUAUGGCUUUGUGCUGCUUCUUGGAAUCCCGACUCUUGUCUGUGUCCUUCCAGCCCCAGGCCGCUUGCGUGGCCCCACCCCAGUGCUGUCAACUUGGCUCGGAAACCCCUCAGCCGCUGUGCUCUCUUGGGAGGUUCCCUGCUCUGUGCCUGCAGACACCAGCCCUCCUUCCUCCUACCCCGAGCAGGGGAACGAGGGCUGCUGCUCCAGUCUCUCUGGGAAAGCUCUGCCCAGCCUGGCUUGGCAAGGGUCCUUGGUCGCCCUGUCCUUCCUUCUUGUCCUCUCCAAUUCUUCUCUCCACAAGUAGUCCUGAGAACGGAUUGUCACCUUGGCGCAUCCUGUCUCGGCGGGGGAGAAGCUUGUGUAGCACACCUGUCUGGAAUGGGGAGAGCAGGAGGUGUGGCCACGGCAGGCCCUGGGAGGCAGAACCGCCAGCAGGAGCUGUGGGUGGGCCUCGUUCUGCUGCUGUUCGGCCUUUUCCUGACAAGUGGGGUUUGGGGCACACAGACCGUGGGAUAUUUGUAUUCUUGCUCCUGUGCCAUUAGAGGGGCUGCCAUCCCAGGCAGGUCAGCCCCUCGUCCUCUUGGCUACACUCAUGUUGCUCAGACUAUAUUUCAAAUAAAAACAUCUUCUUACCGUGCAGGUAGGCUCUUGUAUUCCUCUCCCAGUGAGCCUGGCCCUCCCCAGACUUGUUUGCACCGCCUCGGAGGAGGACAGUGCCUCCUCCUGUCCGUGGAAGGUCCUCUCCACCUCCUGAGCUUGUGGGUAACAGAGCAGGAGCCCCAUGCUUCUUGGUUCUCCAGAGGCCUGGUGAAGGGCUUAGGGAGUGUCUCAGUGCUAGUUAAGCCACCCGCGAGGUCCCCGGGAUAGCGGCUUUAGGGCCUAUUGAAGUGUUCUCAGCACCUGCAUCUUCUUUACAAAUGGAUUUUCCGACUGGAAGAACCUUUACUGGUGAGGGAGGGAGAGGAAGGAUUCUGUAAUUUUCUCGCAACUUUCAUGAGGCUUUGGUAUUGCCACUGCCAUGGGGACCUCAGAACUGGGGUUAGAGUCGGGAAGCCGGGUGUCUUGUCACUGAUGGCAGAGUUAGGGCCUGCCCAGGCUCGAGGAGCAGGCUGGGGCUGUCCUGUCCUCUGACCUCAGACCCAUGUGCAUGGUGCUGGGCCCAGCAGGAUCCAGCGCUGGGGAGAGGACUGGGUGCUGGCUGGGGUCUUAGAGGUGCUCUUUCAAGGGAAGCACCGAAUGUCAAUUAAAAAUUAAGCCAGGUAAAUAUGCAUGACCUUUUCACAGUUGGGAAAAAAAUUACAUUUUUCCCUCUAUCAAAUGCCAGAUUUUUAAUAGAAAUGCUAAUGGAAAUGCUAGUGGGGAAAGGUGAGUGCUUGCCUUGGUUUCAGAGCGAUUCUGGCCGGCUGGCUGCAUCGUUUUAGGGAUUGCUCUUCCUGGCAAGGCUGCCGCCGCCUUGCUCCCCACAUGGACGGGGCAUGCCAGGCCGACUUGCAGCUGCCUGGAAAGCCGGAGCCAGCCCCGACUUAGCUGUUGUCCCUGCCCCAAUUCCAGUUGCAGGGGGUCAGCCCUGACCCUGGGUCUCUUCACAAGAACAGGCUCUAGUGAAGCUGAUGGGAGGGUUUGAAACAGACAGCUGCACUCCUUCCUGCUCAGAACCAGUGGUAGCUGGAGCUGGGCUGUGGUGGGCAGCACUGCAGGUCUGACCACAUCUCUCCUUCCCGGAGUGGUGUGGGGUGAAGGAGACUGAGCUGCUUCCUGGGAAACCUGGCUCACGGCCUGGGGUCUGCCCUGGGCCAGCUCUGAGCAAACCCAUUGACCUCACCAGCCCUUCCCUUCAAAAUGGAACUAGUCUUUGCAACCCGCCUGACAUGGGGGACGUGGGGGUCCUUUACUGGGCCACAGGGCAUGCAUGGAGCGUGGUGCCCAAUGCCUGCUGGGUUGGCCUGGCACCCCUGCCCAUUACUUUGUACUAGCGAUGGUUACAGCAUUUGAAACCCUGCUCAUGUGCCCAGCAUCUUGCUGAAUGCUUCCUUAAUGAUUCUUUCAUUUGGUCCUCAAAAGUUCACAGUUGCCCUCUGUCUUACAGAGAAGAAAACCAAGGGACCUCACUGCGCCAAGCCCGUCCCCCACUAUGCUGCCUUAGUGAGCAAGGCUGGCCACCGGCCUGGCUGCUCUUCUUCCCACACCGGGUACCGCACAAGGGCCAGAUCCUCCCUGGGGUCCAUCCGUGCCUCAUCACCCCAGGGGAGGCCCCUGAAGCGUAGGACAGCAUCUCUGCACCCUUUCUUUCUCAUUGGGGUUCAUCUUGACACGGGAAGACCAUCCGGCCAAGGCUGCCUAACCUGCGCAGGAGCACACGGCUCCCUCAGAGCCCAGUGUGUCCAGGUUUCUUUUUCGAGGUGUUGUUUAACGGUUGUGUUAUUUGGCGUCCUCAGACGGUGCUUGCUGGAACAAGCACUUGCCCGCACGUUAUGCUGCCGUGAAGGCUCCACUGAUGAAGUUAACCAGAUAAGAUCCCUGCCCUUGUAAAAACUACAGUUUAAUACGCUCGAAGGCUUCACGAAUGACUAGUAUUUAUUUUCUGACUGCUUUAUCUUUGUAAAGUGAUACGCUGAAUUACUAAUGCUAACUGUUGUAGGGAGAACUUUCCCCUUCUGUAAACAGUCUCAUUUUUUUUAAAAAACCUCACAGUUGCGGCUCAGCAAGUUCCACACUUGGCCCUCCCCGAGCCUGGGGAACUUGUGCCCUGUUCAGGUGUCUUCAGCACCAGGCAGUUUCCUUUACUUUUUGUUUGUUUGUUUUUGGAAAACUCACAGCCUAUACCUGGUAAGACACUCAGCAGUUCAAAAGUCAUCUCCAGUCCCUCGUCAGAGUUCAUCACUGUUAUCCCUAUCUUGUGUAUCCUUCCAGAGCGAUUCUAUGCAUUUACAAGUUUAUAAAUAUGUAUAUUUAUAUAUCUAUUUUUAAUACAAAUGGUAGCAUUCUGUA
Molecule: messenger RNA, 7213 nt
Organism: Lepus europaeus (European hare)
Lineage: Eukaryota; Metazoa; Chordata; Mammalia; Lagomorpha; Leporidae
Gene: ZNF592
Product: zinc finger protein 592
Exons: 10
Coding region: 238-4044 (1268 amino acids)
Source: RefSeq, a predicted model, not a curated record